Molecule: messenger RNA, 3943 nt
Organism: Lonchura striata (white-rumped munia)
Lineage: Eukaryota; Metazoa; Chordata; Aves; Passeriformes; Estrildidae
Gene: KAT14
Product: lysine acetyltransferase 14
Molecular function (GO): histone acetyltransferase activity
Source: RefSeq, a predicted model, not a curated record
CGUUGGGCAGGCUCCCUCUAGGAUGGCCAACAACGUUCACAUGAGUGGGCUGCUCAGCCGCCACGACGAUGAAGCCACCAGGACCUCCACCUCCGAGGGCCUGGAGGAGGGCGAGGUGGAAGGGGAGACUCUCCUGAUUGUGGAGUCCGAGGACCAGGCUUCCGUGGAUUUAUCGCACGACCAGAGCGGGGACUCCCUGAACAGCGACGAGGGUGAAGCGUCCUGGAUGGAGGAGAUGUCCUAUUACUGUGAGAAGUGCCAGAAGUGGAUCCCAGCAAGUCAACUGAGAGAACAGCUCAGCUACCUCAAAGGAGAUAACUUUUUCAGAUUUACUUGCUCUGAUUGCUCAGAAGAUGGGAAGGAGCAAUUUGAACGUCUGAGAUUAACAUGGCAACAAGUUGUCAUGUUGGCAAUGUACAACUUGUCUCUGGAAGGAACGGGCCGCCAGGGGUACUUCAGAUGGAAAGAAGACAUUUGUGCUUUUAUUGAGAAACACUGGACUUUCUUACUAGGGAACAGGAAAAAGACUUCAACAUGGUGGAGCACAGUUGCUGGCUGCCUCUCUGUGGGGAGCCCCUUAUUUUUCCGCUCAGGGGCACAGGAAUUUGGAGAACCAGGAUGGUGGAAGCUGGUUCAUAACAAGCCCCCAACACUGAAACCUGAAGGAGAGAAGCUGUCAGCAUCUGCACUGAAGGCAAAAGCAGCUUCCAAGCCCCCGCUGGACCCCAUCAUUACUGUGGAAGGCCUUCGGAAGCGGGUGAGCCGCAAUCCAGUGGAGUCAGCCAUGGAGCUGAAGGAGAAGAGGUCUCGCACUCAGGAAGCCAAGGACAUUCGGAGAGCCCAGAAGGAAGCAGCCGGGUUCCUGGACCGCAGCACUUCCUCCACUCCCGUCAAGUUCAGCAGCCGCUGCCGCCGGCCCGACAUCGUCCUGGAGAAAGGAGAGGUCAUUGACUUCUCCUCCCUGAGCUCGUCCGACCGCACGCCUCUGACCAGCCCCUCUCCGUCCCCGUCCCUGGACUUCUCUGCUCCCGGCACUCCUGCCUCGCACUCGGCCACUCCCAGCCUGCUCUCGGAAGCCGAUCUCAUCCCGGACAUCAUGCCACCACAGGCGCUCUUCCAUGAUGAUGAGGAGAUGGAAGGAGAUGGAGUCAUAGACCCAGGAAUAGAGUAUGUGCCCCCUCCCAGUGGGACAGGUGGUGCUGGCACCAUCAUAGCAAGCAGGAAAAAAGUGAAGACAGCUGAGCAGAUCAAGCAAGAGGUGGAGAGUGAAGAAGAAAAAACAGAACGGAUGGAAGGUGACAGUGAAGAUCCUGAAGAGUUAAACACACCCUUGCAGGUGAGAGGACGAGACAAGGGGAAGUCACAGCUGGAGAAAGAUGCUAAACCCAGAGCUCCCAAGCACACCUCAGUUAGCAUCUAUGAAGAAAAGCUGCUGCUGAAGAGACUGGAAGCCUGUCCCAAUGCUUUGAGCAUGACCCCAGAGGCCCGGAGGCUGAGGCGCAAGCUACUGGUCAGGCAGGCCAAGAGGGAGAGAGGACUCCCACUCUUUGACUUGGACCAGGUUGUGAAUGCUGCAUUGCUCCUGGUUGAUGGGAUUUAUGGAGCUAAAGAAGGUGGUGUCUCCAGGUCUCCAGUAGGGCAAGCAACAUACAGAACUACUAGCCAGGACUUCAGGAUCUUGGACAGAUACCAGACAGUGCUGCCCGCCACGAAGGGAUACCGCCAGCAGACAACCAAGUUUCUGUACCGCCUGGUAGGCUCGGAAGACCUGCUGACAGACCACAGUAUUGUCAGCCCUUACACCUCCCGUGUCCUUAAACCUUACAUCAGACGUGAUUAUGAGACAAAGCCUCCAAAACUCAGGCUGCUGGCAGAAAUCCGGGCGAAUCCACACAAGAAUGAUAUCAACUGGAAAGCUGAGCCAGAAGCACCCAUUGAUUACUGCUAUGUUCGCCCUAAUCACAUCCCCACUAUAAACUCCAUGUGCCACGAAUUCUUCUGGCCUGGAAUCGAUUUGUCAGAGUGCCUGCAGUAUCCAGACUUCAGUGUUGUUGUCCUUUACAAGAAAGUUAUCAUUGCCUUUGGCUUUAUGGUGCCAGAUGUGAAGUACAAUGAAGCUUACAUCUCUUUUCUGUUGGUGCACCCUGAGUGGAGAAGAGCUGGGAUUGCAACCUUCAUGAUUUACCAUCUUAUCCAGACCUGCAUGGGCAAGGACGUCACCCUUCACGUCUCUGCAAGCAACCCUGCUAUGCUGCUCUACCAGAAGUUUGGAUUUAAGACCGAGGAGUACAUUUUGGAUUUUUAUGACAAGUAUUACCCCUUGGACAGCAAGGAGUGCAAGCACGCCUUCUUCCUCAGGCUGCGGCGCUGAGCUGCGGGAGGGGUCUGGGGAAAAGCCCAGUCCAUCCAAAAAACCCCCCCAGCUUUUGGUGGAGGAUGUUGGCUGCCACGGGAGAGCUGGAACACGCUGGUGUGUUUAUCCUUAGGACUUUGGAUGUCAGCAGUGAGAUGUUGUGUGUGGAAAGAGGAUUGAUUCCUGUGCUCCAAGGGGAGAGGCCUGGAAAUGCCAACUAGGAUACACUGAAACCACUGGAAAAUUGAAAUUCCUUAUGGGGAAUUUUUUUGCCCCUGUUACUUUAGAGAGCCUCAUUAGCAAACAAAAAUACCAAACAAAAAAGUGUUUUUCACUUCAGAGGGGCUAAACCAGAGGUUUUUUGUCUCUGUUUUUGUUUAUGAGCAAAAAUGAACACCUAAACUUAAACCAUUCAGUGUUUUUGCAGUUUGAUUACUUUGUUAGGAACUGUCUUGAGUCUGUGAAGAGAAAUAAGAUAUUGGUGCCUGUAGCUGGAUGUUAACUUUAGAAAAGUUCUGCACAUGCCAGCCAGAACCAUAGUCCUGGAACCAUGUUUCAGGACUGCUGAAGAGUGUGUUCAUUCCUGUUAUCCCAAGCACAGGGCUCAGAGGAGACACCUUUGUUUUGCUCCUUCCCUGCUGCCUUCCCUUCCCCUCCUUGCCCCGUGCUCAGUGUGAAGGUCUCGUGGCGCACAGUGUUUUGUGUUCAGGAACGGUGUCAGGUGGGUUUGUGUGUAGGCAAGGUAGGACACCACAGCUGCCAAGUCAACUCUUUGGAAUCUUUCCACUUCCCUGCUGGUUGUUGGUCUGCAGAUCACUGGGCACGCCUCUAGCCACAGAGCAGCCUCACAGGCUCCAGCACCCACCUCCUCCUGCUACAGGCGCUCUGGCUGGAAGAAACCCAGGGCAAAAGUCAGCGGGGAUGUUUGAAAUGCAGGCUCUGGUUUGUAGAAGCAUUGUGCUUGCAGCCUGGAGGGAGGAGAGGGCAGAGGUGGCCCAGAUCUAGUUCUUGGAAGCACCUAGGCUCACCUAGCAAAGAAUAAAGAGAAAUGCCUAAGAAUUAAAAAAUAGAAUCCUGAACACUUUCUCUGGUAGUGGCUCUUGUCCUUUUCCACAAUGUAGCAGCUUCUCUUUCUGCCUGCCUUUCAGUGCAGAUGAACAGAAAACUGCACUGACCAAAGGUCAGGCUGUGUGUUUUAACUACGGAUCACAUCCAUUGGGAUGGUCCUUUUACAUCAAGCCCACAGAGAGCUACACACUAAAUGUGACUUUUGUCCUUAAUCUACUGUGUGUACCUGUUGGCUACCUGACUAAAGCAAGAGUUGUUUUAGUAACUACUUAGUGAAGUCUUCAUUUUGGUAACAGAGGAGAAAGGGACAGAAAGUAUGUUUUUGUGUAGCCAGUGUCCAUCAUCACCAACACAAAACCAACCAAUGGUAAUGGAAAGGAAAACCAGGCUAGCCAAGGGUUGUGUGCCUGAAUAUCCAUGCACAUUUCUGCCUGUUUAAUGACUGUGAAAAUUUUCAAUGUUUUAAUGUUAUAAGUUAGCUGGACUUCAAAAGAAAAUAAAUAUAUGUCUUUAUGAGUGGAA